This is a messenger RNA of Saitoella complicata NRRL Y-17804, 1689 nucleotides long. Its product is annotated as gulonolactone oxidase Lgo1. Gene Ontology annotation, molecular function: FAD binding; D-arabinono-1,4-lactone oxidase activity. The coding region runs from base 63 to 1559 and encodes 498 amino acids. Lineage: Eukaryota; Fungi; Ascomycota; Saitoellomycetes; Saitoellales; Saitoellaceae. Gene Ontology annotation, cellular component: membrane; mitochondrion. The transcript has a single exon. The record is from RefSeq and is a predicted model, not a curated record.
CGCGUCCUCUUCGUUCGGCAGAAUCUGCAAUCCAGUCGCUGCCGUUGAUAUCCCUCCUAAGGAUGGACAAAGCAAUUGAGUACAAGCGCAACCACAGGUUCCAGAACUGGGCAGGAACUUUCGUCUGUACCGCCGAACGCUUCUACCAACCGCAUACACUCGACGAAUUGAAAUCAAUCCUCGCCGAUGCCCGCGCACAUAAGAAACAGCUCCGUGUAGUUGGGUGCGGACACUCGCCUUCUGAUAUCGCAAUGACGACGGAUUGGAUGGUUAACCUGGAUUACUUGAACAAUGUUAUCGAGGUCAACCAUGAGAAGCAUGAGGUUACCGUUGAGGCUGGAAUGCGGUUGUUCAGACUACACGAGAUUCUGGAUAAGGAGGGAUGGGCAAUGCCGAAUAUUGGGUCGAUUUCUGAUCAGAGUGUUGCGGGUGCGAUCGCGACUGCGACGCAUGGGAGUAGUUUGAAGCACAAAUUGAUCAGUGAUCAAGUUCGGGAACUGACAAUCUUGUUGGCGGAUGGAACAGAGCGGACAUGUUCGGAGGAGAGUGAUCCAGAGUUGUUCAAAGCUGCUUGUGUUUCCCUUGGAGCGCUGGGAAUUAUCAUCCGGGUUAAGAUGCACGUCGUCCCGGCCUUUGACUUGGAGAUGACGAGUACGGUGAUGGAUUUUGAUAAAGUCAUCGAUUUAUGGAAUUCCGAUAAGUUGUGGAACUCCGCAGAGUACGUCCGAGUAUGGUGGUUCCCCUACUCCAGCAGAUGUAUCGUCGCCCGUCAAGACCGCAUACAAUCGAACUCAAAACCACGAACAGCGACAUCCGUAUGGUCAUGGCUAGCAGAUUCCUUCUGGGGGUACCACGCUCAACAAAUCUUCCACUACAUCGGCCGGAUCUUCCCAUCCUGGCUCCCCUCCUUCGAGCGCUUCGUCUUCUCCCGCCGAUAUGGCUGGGCAUUGGGUUUGGAGAGCCACCGUGUGGAUAACAGUUACGAUGGAAUGAACAUGGACUGUCUCUACGCCCAAUACGUCGACGAGUGGUCCCUCCCCGUCCCCACUGGUGCCGAAGCCACCAUCCGUCUCCGCAACUGGCUCAUCAACCAUGACACCUCCCCCACGACCGGUAUCCCCGACCACGAUCCCCGCGGAAUCUUCAUCCACUCCCCCAUCGAGAUUCGCGUAACGAAGGGCGACGAGGAUGAUGCGUAUUUGAGUACGGCGUAUGGGCACGAUACAGUUUAUAUCGGUGUUAUCAUGUAUCGACCAUACCACCUCCCAACCUCCUACCACCGCUACUUCUCAGCAUACGAAGGCCUCAUCCACUCCCUCGGUGGCCGUCCACACUGGGCCAAACAGCACGGAAUGGGCCGAAAAGAAUUGGAGGACAAAUAUCCGGAAUUAGGGACGUGGUUGAGUGUGAGGGAACGAGUUGAUCCGGAGGGCGUAUUUUUGGGGGAGUAUGUGAGGAGGCAUUUGGUCGAGGAGAAGGAUGUGAGGGGGGUUAGCGUUGCGAAUGGGGAGGCGGGGAGGAUGUAUAAGGUGGUUAAUCGGGUUGGGGAUGAGGAGUGAUGGGUGUCUCGCGAUUGGGGCGUUACGGGAGGAAUGUUGGAUGGGAUAGAGUCGCUUUUCUUUCGUGGCAUAGGCGUAUUGGGAUUGGCGCUUUCGGUUGGUUCAGGUUUAUGUUAUGUUCUAAUACGAU